AUGACUGCUAUUUUCGCUAAUUCAACAUUAGUAAACUUGGUCAAGACUGACACAUUUAAUGGGAUUGUUUCAAAUAUUGAAACAUAUCAACCGCAAUUAAAUGUUAUUGAAAAAUAUUGGGCGUCGUGGUAUUUAUUCAUGGAUAAUGAUAAGUUGGCUACGGGUUUACUCUUCUUCUUGUUACAUGAGUUUAUGUAUUUUUUCAGAUGUCUUCCAUGGUUCAUUAUUGAUCAAAUCCCAUACUUCAGACAAUGGAAAAUCCAGCCAACUAAAAUUCCUUCAAUGAAAGAGCAAUGGUAUUGUUUCAAAUCAGUUUUAUUGUCUCAUUUCUUAGUUGAAGCUAUCCCAAUCUGGACGUUCCAUCCAAUGUGUGAGAGACUAGGUAUCACAAUACAAGUGCCAUUCCCUACCAUCAAAAGAAUGGCUUUAGAAAUUGCUUUGUUCUUUGUAUUGGAAGACAUGUGGCACUAUUGGGCCCAUCGUCUUUUCCAUUACGGUAUUUUCUACAAAUACAUCCAUAAGCAACAUCACAGAUACGCUGCUCCUUUCGGCUUAGCCGCUGAAUACGCACAUCCUGCAGAAACUAUGUCUUUAGGCUUCGGAACUGUAGGUAUGCCAAUCCUAUAUGUCAUGUAUACAGGUAAUCUGCAUUUGUUUACUUUAUGUGUUUGGAUCACAUUGAGACUAUUCCAAGCAAUUGACUCCCAUUCAGGUUACGAUUUUCCUUGGUCUUUGAACAAGUUCCUACCAUUCUGGGCAGGUGCUGAACAUCACGAUCUACACCAUCACUACUUCAUUGGUAAUUACGCAUCGUCUUUCAGAUGGUGGGAUUAUUGUCUAGAUACGGAAUCCGGGCCAGAAUCAAAGGUCUCGAGAGAAGAGAAGAUGAGAAGAAGAGCUGAAAAGAAUGUUAAAAAAAAUAUUUAA
Tetrapisispora phaffii CBS 4417 is the source of this 927-nucleotide messenger RNA. Its product is annotated as sterol desaturase family protein. Gene Ontology annotation, biological process: ergosterol biosynthetic process. NCBI's taxonomy places the organism in Eukaryota, Fungi, Ascomycota, Saccharomycetes, Saccharomycetales, Saccharomycetaceae. Gene Ontology annotation, molecular function: C-4 methylsterol oxidase activity; iron ion binding. The record is from RefSeq and is a predicted model, not a curated record. Bases 1 to 927 code for a protein of 308 amino acids. The transcript has a single exon.